Messenger RNA from Alligator sinensis (Chinese alligator), 10563 nucleotides. It is a transcript of the gene XIRP2, whose product is annotated as xin actin binding repeat containing 2. The coding region runs from base 314 to 10387 and encodes 3357 amino acids. The transcript is spliced from 9 exons. The record is from RefSeq and is a predicted model, not a curated record. Gene Ontology annotation, biological process: actin filament organization; actin cytoskeleton organization. Gene Ontology annotation, cellular component: focal adhesion; stress fiber. Gene Ontology annotation, molecular function: actin filament binding. NCBI's taxonomy places the organism in Eukaryota, Metazoa, Chordata, Crocodylia, Alligatoridae.
CAGCUGUCCCCUUCUACUUAUUUCAGAGAAGGGAGAGGUGCCUACUUCAGUGGAGCUGGUCUCCACUAGACUGAACAUUUCAGGGGACUGGGAAUUUUGUCUUAUAAAAUUAAGAAAAUAUUUCCUAACAGAGCACUGUGAAGAGUUUCCUUAUAAAAAUAACUGUAUCUCUAAAUCUGGUUGAUUAGCACUGAAUGGUAGAAAAGCUAUCAUUGGUUACCACAAGCCUGUAAGUGGAUUUCCAGAAGAGGAUAGUAACCAGAGUGGUACUGAACCAUUGGAUUUCCAGGACGCUCUCCCACUGAAGGAAAGAAUGGCUUUGUAUCAAGCAGCUGUGUCCAAGGUAGAGACCAGCAGCUCUGCUAUUAAUGCUAUAGAAGAAUCAGAAGCUUGUACAGUACCUGGUGGUUUGGCAAGAGUGAAGAAACAAUUUGAAAAAGCUGACAUUGCCUCUUCAAAAAAUACCUUUGCUCAAUACCAGUACCAGCACAAAUCCGUACAGGAAAUGACAAGUAGGAGUCAGCUCAAAGUAUCAAGCAGCAGCAAAGAAACUGAACGAAAUGAAGUGACCUCCAAAGAAUCUCAGCUGGAGGCCUUUCAAACAGAAGAGGUUUCUCAUCUUGAAAAAGCUACCCAUGAAACAACGAGAGCUUCUAAUUUUGCUCAACAUACUGAAGAAACAGUAGUCAAUGCAGCUAUGGAUGAAGAGAUUUCAAAGAUUUCAACACAGGUUUUAAAAGAACAGUUUGAAAGGACAGCCCAAGAAAAGGCUGACAGAGAGACUGCAACACCUGCAAAGCAGAUUAAGAUUGAAAAUGAAUAUCAAGAAAUUGCAUGGCCUUCUGCAGUUAGUUCCUCUUCCACGGCCAGUGCUUCAGCAAAUAGAAUACAUGAAACUUCUGUGACAAGAGAAACAAAGCAUGGGACUGCUGCUUCUCCUACAGUUCACACCAAGUCCUCUAAAUGCAGAAGCAGAGAAGAGUUACCUCCUCCUUCUACAGCCAUGCUACAACCUCCAUCAGAUAUGAGAGAGUUUUCCCAGUCCCCUGAAUUAUUCACCUCUCCAACAAAGCUCACAAUCCCCAAAGAUUUGUAUUCAAAGCAGAGAAAUUUAUAUGAAUUAAAACGUUUAUACAAACAUAUUCACCCAGAAGUAAGAAAGAAUUUAGAAAAAGAUUAUUUACGUGAAAUUUCUCAUAUUGUAUCUACUGAGCUUGAAACAGGGAAUUCAGCAUCAAGAGAUGUACAACAAGCUAGAUAUGUCUUUGAAAAUAGUCGUAAUAGCCCUCAAAAGUGUAUGAGCCCAGAGAGAGAAUACCUAGAGUGGGAUGAAAUUCUAAAAGGAGAAGUUCAGUCUAUGAGAUGGGUCUUUGAGAACCAGCCUCUGGACUCAAUCAAAGAUGAAUCUCCAGACCCAAGCAAUAUUAAAAGCAUUGCAGAUCAAGAAAUCAUUGCGGGUGGAGAUGUUAAGUAUACAACCUGGAUGUUUGAAACACAACCUAUUGAUGCACUGGGUUCACAUUCUUCAGAUUCUGCAGAAAAUGCAGACAAAAUUCCUGAGCUAGCUAGAGGAGAUGUCCGCACAGCAACAUGGAUGUUUGAAACUCAGCCUUUGGAUUCUAUGAAUAAAAUUCAUCAUGACAAGGAACAAGAAACAGAUGAAACUUGUGUUAAAGACAUUACUGGUGGUGAUGUGAAAACUGUAAAGUAUAUAUUUGAAUCCCUAAAUUUGGAUAAAAUUGGUCAGUUGUACUCAGUGGAUGAAAUUAACUUUCUGCAAUUGAGAUCCGAACUUAAAGAAAUUAAAGGAGAUGUGAAGAGAAGCAUAAAGCAUUUUGAAACUCAACCAAUGUAUGUUAUUAGAGAUAACUUGGGUCAAAUGCUGGAGAUUAAAACUGUUCACCGAGAAGACAUUGAAAAAGGUGAUGUCAGAACAGCACGCUGGAUGUUUGAUACACAGCCCUUAGACAUGAUUAACAAAGAUCCUCUGGAAAUUAAAGUUGUCUGUGGAGUCUCUAUGGAGGAAAACAUCAAAGGUGGUGUUCACAAGGCAAAAUGGUUAUUUGAAACCCAGGCUUUGGAUACUAUCAAAGAGGACUCAGAAGUAACUGUCAGUAAGAAGGAAACUAUUCUAGGAGCUGAUGUCUGUAGAAAGUGCUGCAUUUUUGAAAAUCAGCCACUUGAUACCCUAAAAGAUAAUGACAACACAACUCACCUGCCACCUGAAGAAAUAAUAGGAGGUGAUGUAAGCACCACCAAACAUUUAUUUGAAACGCUACCAAUGGAUGCAAUAAAGGAUAGUCCAGAUGUUGGGAAACUUCAGAAGGUGGUUGCUACUGAAGAAGAAAAAGGUGAUGUGAGGCAUCAGAAAUGGAUUUUUGAAACAAAACCUCUUGAACAAAUUAGAGAAGGAAAGAAGGAAUUUGUAAGAACAGUAAAACUUGAAGAAAUUGACAAGGGAGAUGUAAGCAGCUGCAAAAAUAUAUUUGAAUCAAGUGGUGUAAGUAAGUACGAUGAAUCCCAUAAAAUUCACAUAGAAGGCAUAGAAAGAGGCGCUGUAGAGUUAAAUAAAGUUCUUUUUGAAACAACUCCAUUAUAUGCAAUUCAAGACAGUUUUGGAAAAUAUCAUGAAGUUAAAACAAUUCGACAAGAAGAAAUUUUAAGAGGAGAUGUAAAAAGCUACAGAUGGCUAUUUGAAACAAGACCUCUUGACCAAUUUGAUGAAAGCGUUAAAAAAGUCCAGAUUAUCAAAGGAAUAUCUUCACAAGAAGUGCAGUCAGGUGAUGUAAAAACAGCAAAAUGGUUGUUUGAAACGCAGCCUCUUGAUUCUAUUAAAUAUUUUAGCAAUCUAGAAGAUGAAGAAAGCAAUACAGAGCAGACUACACAUAUUGUUAAAGGAGAUGUAAAAAUGUGUAGAUGGCUAUUUGAAACGCAGCCAAUGGAAUUGUUGUAUGACAAAGUUCAGGUAGUGACUGACAGUGCAGAAAUUCAUAAAGGAGAUGUCAAAACCUGCACUUGGCUCUUUGAAACACAGCCACUUGAUGCGAUAAAAGAUGAAUCAGAAACAACAGUAAAACUGCACACUGUGAGUCAGGAGGAAAUUCAAGGAAGUGAUGUCCGUACAGCAUGUUUCCUGUUUGAGACAGAAAAUUUAGAUAAUAUACAAGGAGAAGGAGAAAAGGAAUUCAAGAGAGUAGUGGAAAUUGAUAUCCAGCCCGGUGAUGUUUCCACUAUGAAGUAUAAAUUUGAAAACCAGUCACUAGAUUCUAUAAAUUAUAGUUCAGAGGAAGUUCUGGAAAAAAUUAAAAAUAUACAGAAGGAAGAUGUACAGAAAGGAAAUGUUUUACAUUGUCGAUGGCUUUUUGAAAACCAGUCUAUUGAUACUAUAAAGGAAAACCAAGAAGACAGUACAUUAUUCAGAACUGUUACCGAUAUACAGGGUGGAAAUGUGAGAAAGGGCUGCUUUAUUUUUGAGACUUUUUCUUUGGAUCAGAUUAAAGAUGAAUCUGUAGACAUCAACACAGAGAAAACCAUUAGUGUGGAAGAAAUAACAAAGGGAGAUGUGAAAAACUACAGAAUGUUGUUUGAAACCCAGCCACUGUAUGCAAUUCAAGACAAAGAAGGGUAUUACCAUGAAGUGACAACAGUUAAGAAGGAAGAAGUGAUCCAUGGAGAUGUACGUGGGACUAGGUGGCUGUUUGAAACAAAACCUCUAGACUCUAUUAAUGAAUCAGACGAUGUAUAUGUUAUUAAAGCUGUCACUCAAGAAGAUAUUCAAAAAGGAGAUGUGAGCUCUGUCAGAUACAAAUUUGAGACCCAACAACUGGACAAAAUUUCAGAAGAUGAAAAAUUAAUUAUGCCUACUAUUGAUGCUGUCCAGGGUGGUGAUGUGAAGGCCAACAAGCAAUUAUUUGAAUCUCAGGGGCUCAAGAAAGACACAUAUGUAAGAACAGUUAGUGUCAAUGAAAUUCAACAGGGCAAUGUUAAAACUUCUACUUGGUUAUUUGAAACACACACUAUAGAUGAGAUUAGAGGAGAGGGGUCAGAGUAUAAGGAUAUUAAGACAGUCAAAAAGGAAGAUGUGCAAGAAUGUGAUGUUCAGCAGGCAGUGUGGCUUUUUGAGAACCAGCCUUUAGAUUCCAUUAAGGAACCUGAAGAAAGUGAAAUAAAAAUAAAGGAAGAAAUUCCACAGUCAGAUGUAAAGACGACAACAUGGCUUUUUGAAACAACACCUUUCCAUGAAUUUAAUGAAAGCAAGGUUGAAAAGGAAGAAAUUAUAGGAAAAAGUAUCACAGAAACUCUAAAAGAACUUUACUCUCACAAAGUUGUGGAGUCUCAUGGAAUUAUCCUUGAGGCAGAUGAAAUUGGAGAUGUCCGAAUGGCAAAAUAUAAACUAAUGAAUCAAGAGCCACCUGAAAUACAAAAGGAAGAGAUUAUUAAAGGGGAUCUAGGCAACAUAAUGAUGAACCUGCUGUCCAAAAGGAGCACUGUCAAAAGAGAAAUUACAGUAAAUGAAGACGAAAAGGGCAAUGUCAAUUUGACCAAAGCUCAAUUACUGAACAGAUCGACAGAUGUUCUUGUUGAAAAAGAAGAGAUAGUGAGAGGCGAUAUACAGGAAGCUAUAAAAAACCUGUUUAGUGAGGAUAGUUCUGUAAAACGAGGAAUUUUAAUUCAGGAAAAUGAGAGAGGCGAUAUUAACAUGACAGUCUAUUCUCUCCUUCACAAAAAGGAUGGCAAUAAAAUCCAUCAUGAUGAAGUGAUAGGUGGUGAUGUGAAACGUACUAUUCACAACCUUCUGUCUUCUACCAUGAAUAAUGAAAUAACAGAAAGAGCUAAAAUAGAUGAAUCAGAGAGGGGAAAUGUUCAGUUUUUCACAACCUGCAUAGAAUCUGGAGCUCUGGAUUAUCUAAAAAUGUUUCAGACUGGGUCAAAUGAAAUAUUCACAAUGAAGAAACAAGAAGAGGAAGGAGAAAUAAUUGGUGGUGACGUAGAAGGUACGAAGCUGUUACUGAAGAAACAGAAGCUUCCAAUUCAACGCACAGUUAAUGAAACUGACAUCAUCCCUGGAGAUGUGUCUAAUACAGUUAAAAUUUUUUUGACAGAGCCAGAAAAUACAUCUUGCCAUGUGCACAAAGAAGAAAUUAUAAAAGGUGAUUUGAAGGCAGCUUUACAUUCACUCAGCCAGGCUAUAAAUCAGACAACUGUUACAGAAAAGGAAGAAGUUAUAAAAGCUGAUAUCCUGGCAAUACUAAGGUCUCUUAAAGAAUCAUCCUACCAACUGAAAGAAACAGAAAAGCCUGAUGUCAUCCCUGGUGAUAUUAAGCGGACAAUUGAAUCCCUUGAAAAAGCUAUAAACACAACAAAUAAAGUUCUGAAAGAGGCGGUUGUUCAAGGUGACCUUGAAUCAACAUUAAGAUCUUUAAAAGAAGCUCAGCAGUCCCUCAAGCGCAUAGACAAAGAAUGUGUAAUCAGCAAUGAUAUUCAGAAUGAUGGACAAUACCAGCUAGAAGCCUCUGCAGAAGAGAAAAUUGUAGAGCAUCAAGAAAGUGAGUAUAAAGACAUAAAAAGCACCAAGAAGAUACUUUCUGAGGCUUCUCAAAUAUUAGCAAAAAACCAAGUUAAUGUAACACAAAAUCUACAAAAGACUGUUAAAUCUCUCCAUGAAUAUCAUGAAGGAAAGCAUGCUGAAGAUGAGACUGUCUCCAGGGGUUUAAAAGGUACUAGGAAGAUCCCUUUAAAUCAAGAAUGGAGCACUGAAUCUCUGGAUACUGAUAAAACAUUUCUAAGGAGCUUACCUAAUUUACAACAGAAAGUUAUCAAAAAAGUAGAUGAUUCCAAGGAUAAAAUUCAACUCCAAAGCCAUACAAAAAAAGAAGCAAAACCUCUUAUUGAUCAACAUGUGACCAGUCAGUCUGCUUUUAACGCUAAAGUUAAGAGGGAAGUGAGAACAGAGAAAUCAGAGGUGUGCAGAGCUUUGAAGGAGGAUCAUAGCUGCAGCACAGUUCAGUUUACUGAACACACAGCAGAAAAGAAACAGAAUCCAUGUAACGAGCAUGAAGAUAAUGAUUUUUUCAACAUAAACAAUACAGAGAGAAGAGGAAAGGCAAAAAUAUCAACAGGAGUUUAUACCUCCAAAGCCAGAGCCAGACAACAACCAAUCAACGUGGCUGCUAGUGGGGUUUCUAAAGUGACUGGCCAUCCAAAACAAGUGGCAAAGAAAGAAAUAAACCAAGCUCAGAAGUUUAAGGAGGGUUUUGGAGAGAGUGAAAUGAGUGUUCAGCCAGUGCAAGAUGUAGUUUCCAUGACAGCAGAGCCAAAUAUAAAAAUCAAACAAAAAGUAAAAGUUGGACAUGAAAUGCACAAUAAAUAUACAGAAACUGAAAAGAAGAAAAAGAGCAAUGCUCAUCAACACAAGACUAAAACAGGAAAGACUAAAACAGAAGCUACUAAAUCAGACUUCCAGUGUUCAGUAAACAAACCUUUAAAUCCCGCCAAGAAUGGUAUGGAGAAAGAUUUGCCAGAAAUAGAUUCCCCACCCCCUCCACCACCCCCUCCUCCACCACCACCUUCAUUCACAUCUUCUGAACUGGAAUUUCCUCUACCUCCUCCUCCUUCAAUGAUGCCAUCUGAUACAUUGUCACACUUAAUUAUGGACAACACCAAAGCUGAAUUUGACCACUUUCCUCCUCCUCCACCACCACCACCACCACUAGAUGACAAAUUGGUAAAUGAAUUUCUGCCUAGUCUCUCUCUCCCACCACCACCACCUCCUCUCACAAUUUCUCCUACUGUUCAGCCAAAGCAAAAGAAAGAAUAUUUCCCCAGAUAUCCAGAGAAGGUGCCACCUCACUCAGUGCAGCGUCCUGCUAAGGCUGAAGCAUCAGGUAAGGCACCUGAGGGUCCAUCCUCAAAGACAUGUCUGCAAAUGGAACCAUCUAAGAGGCUAGCAGCUAACAAGUCUAAAAUACCUCCAAAACCUGAAACCACUGUUCUUCAGAAAGGCACAGAAAUUAAUAUUACCAAAACAGCAGAAGAAAGCAAAGUGUCUGAAACCAUGGUGAAUAUUGUUAGCCAAGAGCAGAGACAGAAAUCAACUCAUGCAAGAACAGGAGAAGUAAAAAAGCCCUCACUCAUUACAGAAGGGAUUAAUCCACCACCCCAAAUUCCACAAGAAUCACCGCCCACUAGGAAGAGAGUGGCUUUUCCACUUACAAAAUCACCUUCCCUUCCACCUGAGCCAACACAAACACAACCUAAACCUUACAUCCGGAAAUUUAAAACCCCUUUAAUGAUUGCUGAAGAAAAAUACAAACAGCAAAGGGAGGAGAUGGAAAAAAUGCAAGCCAAAAGCUUGUGUCAUGGGACUGCCAGAACAAACAACGAGGCACAGGGAAGUCCAGUUCAAACAGAGCCAGAAAAUCAUGUGCCAUUACAAAAAUCAACCAAGCAGGAUCAAACUGCUUCACAAGGUUCAAUGCCCUCUCUAACUCCACAGCAAGUGAUGCCCUCUGAUUCUGACUUUCAAGUCAAUUUACAAGCAACAGGAUCUCAAGUUGAUAAACAACUGUCUGCAUCAUUAGUAGUAUCAUCAGCUGCUGAGCAGCUUCAAAACAUUUUAGAAACCUCAGCAGAAGAUCAUAUUAGGAAAAAAGAACUGCAAGGUUCAAAGGAUCUUACGAAACAUAAUUUAUCUUGUCAAAUGGAACAAAUCCAUCAAAAACAUGCUUUGCAUAAGACAGAGCAGCUGGAGAAUGUGGAGCAGUUGCACAUGUCCAAAAAUAAAAUCAUCUCCCCUAAUUUCAAAGUUAAAACCAUCAAGCUCCCCAUUGUAGAUCAAAGCUUACAUGAAACACAGAAAGAUUCUAGGGUGCAUGAAAAACAACAGGAAAUUAAUGUUCAAAAUGUUGUCAAACAACAAAAUCAGGAAAAGCAGAGAAAAGACAUAAGCACUGUCAUUGGGAAAAAACAGAGUAUUGCAAAGCAGCACCAGACACAUGCUGAUGGGAAGGUGCUGACAGAAAAAACACCUUUAAAGCACAUGGAGAACAUGCAAACAGUAAGGAAGAAAGAUUUCAGUCAAGUGAAACAUAACUUAAUUAAUGAGAAAGGAACAGAAAAAGGAGAAGCCAGGCAUGAGAAGGUCUCACUGACUAACAAAAUAAAUCAGGGCAAGAUACUAGCUUGGCCAGAAGACGACAAAGUAACAAUACAGAAAAAACAAGAGCAGUUUAGGAAUAAAUCAGCAGAGAAAGUGCUCCAACACAAGGUAGCUGAUACGCAUCAUGACUCACAGACCCAAAUUGUAGAGCAAAAGAAUGUGUGUGUUUCUGAAAGUAACUUCCAGAAUAAAGAAUUGUCCCACCAGUAUAAUAGUCUGCAAGAAAAAGAAUGUGUCACAGACAAGGACUCGCAAGUAAAACAAGCUUUUCUGAAGACAAUAGAUCCAAAACAAGAGAUUACACAGAACAAAUCUUCAUUUUCUUCUUCACCAAAAGUAUCACAGCCAGUUGAUGAAAAAUGUGCGGCCGAUAUACUAGAAUUCUUGAGAAAAAGGGAAGAACUGCAGCAAGUUUUGUCUAGAGUGAAACAGUUUGAAGAUGAGCCAAAUAAAAAUGGCAUGAAAAGAUUUCAGACAUUUUUAAGUAUUAUCCCUGUAUGGCUAAUAGACCAAGAAAGAAAGAAAAACAUAGUUCAUAUUAUGAUGGAAAAUAAUUUAGAAAAGCUAAAAGGAGAGCUAUCAGAUAUUAAACAGCAUGCAGUCAAAAUGCUCGCCUCCUGUGAAGAUACAAUCCAGACUGCUAUGUUGACCACAAACCAAGUGAAAUCCAGACAUGACUCUGUCAGCUAUGGGGACCCAUCCCAGAAAAUAUCAAAAAUCAGCUUGGGCUCCAACAGAAAAGAUACACAUAAAAUGGAAGAUAUUAUCAAACAAGAAACAGCGCACCAUGAAAUUAAACAGCAGUCUAAUGGAAUCAGACAGACAGAGUUCAGAAUUUCUUCUCCAGCACUAAGAAUGCGAUCACCGUCUCCUACUUACAUAACAAUUGCAUCUAGGCGGACAGACUCUCCUCUCAAGGACAUGCCCUCCUCAUCUCCCAUCCAAAAAGAAACUAACACUGUUCCUCCAUCACUUCCCAGAUCUGCAACACCAAACUCUAGAAUUCAAAGGCCAGCUUCUGCUCCCUCUUCUCCAAGAAGCCACUGCAAACAAGCGGCCAAACUGAAAGACUCCACAGCAAAGUUAUCUCAAGGAGCAACACGGUACUGGUCAGUGACACCAAUUCCAGUUGUUGAAAAAAGGUCAGAAAUAGUUAAGUCUCCUGCAACCCUUCGCCGACAACUUAAGAUUGAAACUCAUGCUGCAGAGACUUUAUCCUCAGCAACUAUACCUGUAACUCAAGUAACUGCUGGUACAGUAAAGAGUGAAAAAGCAGCACGUGAAGAGGAUAAAAAAGCAGAGAAAAGCAACACCCGCAGGCACCAAAAGCCAGUAAACAUUCCAGAAUGCUUACAGCCCCAUACUGAAAGCUUAGAUGCAAUCUCAGUUACACAAAAAAUUGAGGGUCCUAAGGUUGAUCAUUCAGGGCUUAUUCAUAGGUUUGAGGCAUCUGAGAGAGUGAUACAUACACAAAAACAGCCAAUUACAAUAGCUGAAAGAUUAGGCAAUGAAAGUGAAGAGGAAAUGGAUAUGUUCUUAGGGAACACUGGAGACAACUCAGUAUUUGAUAUAAAAUCAAAGAAAAGAUUUUUUGAAAGUAGUGAAAUGAACAGUAAAGUAAAGGCUGGCAGGCACACAUUUAGCAAGGAUGAAUAUGAUCUGAAGUCUGUGGAGACUCAAAAGCAAAAAGAUGGCUUACAAAAUUCUCCUUGCUGGCAGCUCAGGGACUCAAAGCAAAAUGCAUCUUAUGAACAAAGGCAAUGUGAAGAUAAGGAGUGCUCAUUUGAACCUGUUGUGUGCAUAGAAACAAAGUCUCACGGUGAACAAUCUUCUGGUCGGGAUGCAUUUGCAAACACAGUCACUGAAUCUAGGGCUGCUGCCUCCACAUCACAAGGUGCUGAUGGUAUGCAGUCAGGAUUUGGUUUCAAGCAUGCACCUCCAACAUAUGAAGAUGUAAUCUCAGGACACAUUUUGGAUAUUUCUGCUGCUGAUUCACCAGAAGAACUACUAAGAAAUUUUCAGAAGACGUGGCAAGAAAGUGAGAGGGUGUUUAAAAGUCUUGGAUACAGAGUCUCAGAUACUUCUGAAACUGAAGUGAGAAGUAGCUUCCACCAAGAAGCAGAAUUUUUCAGUGAAACUGCAACUUCAGGAAAAGGAAGUGUGCACGCUUUGUCAAAAGAAAGCUUAUCCAAUGGAAUGUCUAAUUGCCGACAAGCAGAUUUUUCAUAAAUCUUGUUUCCGAUGUCACCACUGCAGCAGUAAGCUAAGCUUGGGAAAUUAUGCAUCUCUCCAUGGACAAAUAUACUGCAAACCCCAUUUUAAGCAACUUUUUAAAUCUAAAGGAAAUUAUGAUGAAGGUUUUGGACACAAGCAACAUAAAGAAUUAUGGAAAGACCAAAGUAGCU